Messenger RNA from Aspergillus nomiae NRRL 13137, 192 nucleotides. RefSeq lists its product as uncharacterized. The record is from RefSeq and is a predicted model, not a curated record. Lineage: Eukaryota; Fungi; Ascomycota; Eurotiomycetes; Eurotiales; Aspergillaceae. The transcript has 2 exons. Bases 1 to 192 code for a protein of 63 amino acids.
AUGUCUAAAGCAUCAACCGCCGCUCGCCUCCAAAACGACUUUGGUGCAGACCUUUGGGUCAAGAACCAGGCCCAGGCUCGCCAAGCAACAGCCGGACGAGGUCUCUUUGCCGGCCUCCAAGACGUCAAGCACUACAACGUCGAAAACGGAUGGGCGAAGCGCUCCGCCGCCAACGAACAGCCAGGCUUAUAG